AUGCAGCCACCAAGUAGAGGACUCCGACCACCGAGCGGUUUUCAAACACCAUCCUCACAAACCAGUGUGCUGAGAGAUGCUUCGUUCGGAAUUCCAGCAUUUCAAUCGGUCAGCAUCACGCAAACUUCAUCCACAGGAGAUCUGCGACCACCUGUUAGAUCUACUAAAUUGCAACCACCAUCUGCUCUGUCUCGUUCCGGUCUAAAAGUACCUACCGGACUGCAAACACAUGCAUCUAUUUCUUAUGCUAAUAAGAGCUUCGAAAGAAAUAUACCGAUGCCAAAAUCAGUUCGAAUUCCAGAGCCAAGUAUUCCCAAAUUAGCGCCUCUAAAGGUUUCAAGAGUUCUAUCCACGUCAAUACUUCUUAAACCAUCACUUAUACAAGGUUCUGCAUCAGAAUCACUUACAAUUAAGCAAACAACACCCGAAGAAAGGCGGAUAGCAGCUGCUGCACCUGUAUCAACACAGGUACUACCCGAAAUUCGACGAAUAGCACCACCCGCCCGGUAUCAAACAGCAACUCAUGUACCAAGACCUAACCAGGCAACACCCGAGCAAAGCCGAAUAGCGCCACCAACUUGGAGUCAAUCACCAGCUGCUGCACCUGCGUCCAAACCGACACCAUCUGAACAAAGACGAAUAGCGCUACCAACCCAACUUCAACCACCAACUUUGCGAUUAGUCCCACCUUCAGCAAUAGGCAUACCAAGUUUGCAAGUACCAACUCCGCGUUUAACCCCCGGUUCCGCUCCGACGUUAGUUCCACAGCGAAAGGUUCAAAGAACUCCAGUGUCCACUGCACGACUAUCACCAAUGACUCCUCGACGCCAACCAAGUGUCAUUCACAAAACUCCGGUAUCUGCAUUACGACCAAAAACUUCUCCAAUGACUCCUCAACGAAUACCGAUAGGGGUUCCCGAAACUCCGGUAUCCAUUGUGCGACCAACAACUGCCCCAAUGACCACUCCUUACCGAACACCAAAAGUGGCGGCCCCAAUACCUCUUCCUCGAACGGCAGUCAAGAAACGUAUCGAAACAAUCAACCCCGACGCAGAAGUUUUCAAUAUUGCAGGAAGGGAAGUUGAAUUUGUCGAUUGGGCUCCCUCACCAGAAGCAGAACUAGUGGCAGCAAUAGCGAAGCGACCUGUCACUCGGCCAAGCGGAAGUACAUCUAUUGUGAAAGGUUUAAUACAUUCGAGAUCAAGUCCAUCGGGAAUACAGACACUCCAAGUACCAGUCGCACGGCCACCAAAAGAAAGAAAGAUUUACAACUUUCCCGAUGAACCAUCCGUGACGGCAGCAAAACAGUUAUCAACUCAAAUCAGUUCAGAUUUAGCGAAAUUCAAGCAAAUGGGAACGGAUAUGCAGGAAUUGAAGGAUAGAAAAUCAUCGAUCUUAGGAAGAAUCAAAAACAUGUAUGCAGCAGAGGGAAAAUCUGUAAAGGAAUCUACUGAGUUAGAUAAGGAAAAAUUCAGGGAAAAAUUUGGUUUCAAACGGAGCCCAAAAAAGCGCCAACUAUUGGAACUGACCGGUGAAUGGAGUCGAGAUAUUUUAGAAAAGCAACAAUUUCAAGAAAGAUUGACUCAAGCAACACCAAUGACCCCGCAAGCGAGGAAGAAAGUCGUGCCGUCUUUGGAACACAUAAAGGAAUCCUCCGAAGCAAUGUCACCACAAGCCGCGAAUCGACGUGCUGAAAUUGAACUUACCCGCAAAGAAAAAAUAGACGACUACAGACAACGUAUGGAAGUUCACAAAGAGUUUCGCCAACUACUAGAGGAACGAAAGAAAAAUAUUCUCAGUCGCAGACCACUUUCGAAGCAGGAGCGUGAAGAGGUUCGGAAACUUUAUCAGGAGGCAAAGGAAACGCUUUACACCGCUGCAACAGAGGAGGAACUUGAUAACGCUGUACGAUUAGCGGAAAUUAUGGAACUGGAAGAAGCAGGAGUUUCGUUGAAGGAUUCUCCUAACAAGACUGCGAAAGAGUUGCUCCCGGAAAUGGCACCCACGGCGGAAAUUAGCGGUAUUGUUGGAGACAUUUUGAUUCCAGCAAUUAUUCCGGUGGAAGAAAUGAACACCAUUACCAGUUUGGAUCGUAAUACGGCUGAAGUUGCAUUGAAGGCAUCUUUGGUGCCAGCGCCCGCGGGUGAGGCGGCUACGAAGCUACUGGAAUCUGGGUAA
Topomyia yanbarensis is the source of this 2178-nucleotide messenger RNA. RefSeq names its product mucin-2-like. The record is from RefSeq and is a predicted model, not a curated record. The coding region runs from base 1 to 2178 and encodes 725 amino acids. The transcript has a single exon. NCBI's taxonomy places the organism in Eukaryota, Metazoa, Arthropoda, Insecta, Diptera, Culicidae.